Molecule: messenger RNA, 292 nt
Organism: Staurois parvus
Lineage: Eukaryota; Metazoa; Chordata; Amphibia; Anura; Ranidae
Source: the annotation of a GenBank genome assembly
ACUGAUGGGUGACACUGAAAGGCAGCUCAGAUGGGCACUGAUAUGUGGCAUUGAUGUACACUGGUAGGCACUGAUAUGUGGCAUUGAUGUGGCACUGAUGGGCACUGGCAGAGCUGGCACUGAUGGACACAGACAGGUGGCACUGCUGGAGCUACACAGAUCAUCAGGGCACACUGAUCACCAGUGCUCUGAUGAUCUGUGUACAUGUCCCCUCCAAGGAAUGCCGGAGCUUUCUACACUUCCUGUCAUGCUUGUUUCCUGAAGAAGAUUGUCCUUAAACACAGAUGUGCAC